Molecule: messenger RNA, 1104 nt
Organism: Adineta ricciae
Lineage: Eukaryota; Metazoa; Rotifera; Eurotatoria; Adinetida; Adinetidae
Source: the annotation of a GenBank genome assembly
AUGGCUGGUGCUUAUGAUACUGAACAACAAAGAAUGAUUGACCGGAUUAAGUGCAUCGCUUUUCGCGAAGCUCGCGAUGCUGGUGCAACAUUUAUAAAUAGACAAUGGAUUGCGGAUAAAGUUCAUCGCACAACUCGAUCUGUCUCAGAGUGGUGGGAAAAAUCAUAUGACCAAUGUUUUGCCGACUAUUCAAAUGUUGGUGCUAAACCUAAAUUAUCAGAAGCUAGUAGAGAUAUUAUUCGUCAAGCAAGUGGUCAACAAAGAAAAAGUGGUCCUGUUGUGGCAAAGGAGAUUGCAGAAAAGCAAAAAGAAUAUGCCACCGGAAGAACUAUUAAUAAUUAUCGUCACAGAGAAGGAUUAAAACCAUUUCAUGUUAUUCCAAAACCGUUAAAAUCUGAAACUCAUAUAUCAGAUCGAUUAUGGCUCUGUGACUGGUUAAAGGAUUGGACCGCAGAAGAUUUUCUUCAUCUGGCACCAUCUGAUGAAUUUUAUAUUUGGACUGUCCGCCGACCAAAUUAUCAGAAUGAUAGAAUCUGGGCGAAAAGUAUCGAAGACAUUACUGAAGAUGAAAGAUAUCGUGAAAUGGUAAAAAAUCAAUCAUGUGUUGGAGUUUUUAUAAUGUUUACUUGCAAAAGAUUACUAUGGAUUAUCAAGGAUAAAGGGGAAUCAUGGACAGGUCAAUGUUUUCGCAAUAUUGUUUUGAUUGAAAAUGUAAUUCCUUUUUUAAAAAACGAAGAAAAUGUUAUUGAUCCUGAUGAAGUUAUAUUUGUUCACGAUAAAGCACCGUGUAUGCGAGCAAAUAAAACUCAACAUUUACUCCAAGACAACGAUGUUAAAUUUUGGGGUAAUGAUAUCUGGCCAGGAAAUUCACCUGAUCUCAAUGCGGCAGAACACAUCGGGUCAAUAAUCAAAGAUGAAGUUGAAAAAAAACUGUCAUCAGAAAGUGGACAUCAUCGAUAUCUUGAAGAAACUCUCAAAAUGCACAUCGAAAAUGUUCUCGCACGCAUGGAAGAAGAUACUGAAUUAUUUGAAAGUCUUCUAUACUCAUAUCCAUCUCGAUUUCGUGCUGUAAAAAAUGCUAAUGGUCGGCACACAGAUUAUUGA